Messenger RNA from Pneumocystis jirovecii RU7, 549 nucleotides. RefSeq names its product DNA-directed RNA polymerase II subunit rpb7. Bases 1 to 549 code for a protein of 182 amino acids. The transcript is spliced from 4 exons. The record is from RefSeq and is a predicted model, not a curated record. Gene Ontology annotation, cellular component: RNA polymerase II, core complex; P-body. Lineage: Eukaryota; Fungi; Ascomycota; Pneumocystomycetes; Pneumocystales; Pneumocystaceae. Gene Ontology annotation, molecular function: single-stranded DNA binding; single-stranded RNA binding; translation initiation factor binding. Gene Ontology annotation, biological process: positive regulation of translational initiation; transcription initiation at RNA polymerase II promoter; positive regulation of nuclear-transcribed mRNA poly(A) tail shortening.
AUGUUUAUUUUUAUUCUUGCUAACAUUUUCGGUCAGUUUUUUUUGAAAGAUCUUACUCUAAGAAUUACCCUACAUCCAUCCUUUUUUGGUCCCCGUAUGCGUGAUUACCUUAAAGCAAAACUAUUGUCAGAUGUAGAGGGGACAUGUUCAGGAAAUUAUGGAUAUAUUAUCUGCGUUUUGGACAGUAAUAAAAUUGAUAUUGGAAAAGGCCGUAUUGUACCAGGAAAAGGUGAAGCAGAGUUUGAAGUAGGCUAUAAAGCAGUAGUAUGGCGUCCAUUUAGAGGAGAGGUUCUUGAUGCUAUUGUUUCUACAGUAAAUAAAAUGGGUUUUUUUGCAGAUGUGGGUCCUUUUUCGAUAUUUGUAUCAAGUCAUUUGAUUCCUUCUGAUCUCAAGUUUGAUCCAACAUCGAAUCCACCUUCUUAUGCCUCAGAGGAUCAAUUGGUUGAAAAAGGUGCUAAAGUUCGGUUAAAAAUUGUUGGAACAAGAAAUGAUGCAACUGAAAUUUUUGCUAUUGGGACAAUUAAAGAAGUAGUUCUAUAUAAAUGGUAG